This is a messenger RNA of Vombatus ursinus (common wombat), 2523 nucleotides long. RefSeq names its product actin filament associated protein 1 like 1 (gene AFAP1L1). Gene Ontology annotation, cellular component: cytosol. The record is from RefSeq and is a predicted model, not a curated record. NCBI's taxonomy places the organism in Eukaryota, Metazoa, Chordata, Mammalia, Diprotodontia, Vombatidae. The transcript is spliced from 19 exons. Gene Ontology annotation, molecular function: SH3 domain binding. The coding region runs from base 96 to 2393 and encodes 765 amino acids.
GGCAGCUCCCGUGCGUCCCGUCCCGAAGCUGGGGCUGCAGUUUAAGCUCCGCCUGCCUGUCUGCGCCCCUAGCCUGGGCUCAGUGCGCUGGUUCUAUGGAACAGAACAGAGUGCUGGAGCAGCUCCUUCCUGAGCUUACGGGAUUGCUCAGUCUUCUGGACCAUGAGCCCCUGAGUGAGGCUGCCUUAGAGAAGAAAAUGGCUGUCUCAACCAUUCUGAAAAACCUACAGCCUCUUCCAGGAAAGGAGAUAUCUUACAUGUAUAUGAACACAGCAGACUUGCACUCUGGGCCUAGCUUUGUGGAGUCGCUUUUUGAAGAAUUUGACUGUGCCCUGAGUGACCUUCAGAACAUGCAUGAGGAUGAUGGGGAGGCUGACAGAGACAGCUUGGAGCCAGCAACGAGCCAGUUCCCGAGAAAAUCAUCGGAUCCUCCUCCACCACUUCCCACUAAUCCUCCUCCAGAAGAUGACUAUGAAGAAGCCCUUCCUCUGAGUCCAGGCAAGACACCUGAGUACAUCAGCUCUCACAAUGGUUCGAGCCCACCCAACUCCAUUGAGGAUGGUUACUAUGAGGAUGCAGACAGUAGCUACCCCGUGACCAGAAUUAAUGGGGAGCAGAAGAAUUCUUAUAAUGACUCAGAUGCUAUGAGCAGCUCUUAUGAAUCCUAUGAUGAUGAAGAAGAGGAUGGAAAAGGGCAGCAGUUAACCCACCAGUGGCCCUCAGAGGAAGCCUCCAUGCACCUGGUGAAAGACUGCAGAAUCUGUGCCUUCCUACUACGGAAAAAGCGCUUUGGCCAGUGGGCCAAGCAACUGACUCUUAUCAGAGACAACCAGCUGUUGUGUUACAAAAACUCCAAGGACCACCAGCCCCAUCUGAAGCUGGCCUUGGGCGUCUGUAAUGUCAUUUAUGUGCCCAGGGAUGGACGUCGCAAGAAGCAUGAGCUACGCUUCUCUCUGGGUGGCACAGAGGCCCUGGUUCUGGCUGUACAGAGCAAGGAACAGGCUGAAGAGUGGCUGAAGGUUAUCAAAGAGGUGAGCAAGUCUAGUGGUGGAGCAGAUGGAACAGAGGAGCCCAAGUCCCCAGUUUUACAGUGCAAACUAGACCUAGACAAGAGAUUAUCCCCAGAUAAGCAGACAUCAGACUCUGACAGCAUCAGCACAGGAGAAGGCUGUUUGAGCAAUAGUCGCCGUGAGCCAGGGGACUCUGGGAGAGGCAAGAAGAGCAGCCUGGCAGAGCUGAAGGGCUCUGUCAGCCGCGCCGCUGGCCGGAAGAUCAACCGCAUCAUUAGCUUCUCCAAGAAGAAGUCACAGACCGAAGAUGCACAGAUGUCUCCAGCAGAAGAAGGGGUCCCAUGCUGUGGUUACUUAAACGUCUUGGGGAACCAGUGCUGGAGGGAACGCUGGUGUCGCCUCAAGGGCAACAAAUUAUAUUUCCACAAGGAUCACACAGACCUUCGGACCCAUGUGAAUGCCAUCAGCCUUCAGGGCUGUGAGGUUGUGCCAGGUUUUGGCCCCAAGCACCCAUUUGCUUUCAGGAUUCUCCGUGGCCGGCAGGAGGUCUCUAUUUUGGAGGCAAGCUGUUCUGAAGACAUGGGCCGCUGGUUGGGGCUGCUGUUGGCUGAGACAGGCUCCAGAGUACCUCCCGAGGCCCUGCACUAUGACUAUGUGGAUGUGGAAACGAUAGCCAGUAUUGUUAGUGCUGGGCGACACUCCUUUUUAUUUGCAAGUUCCUGUCAGGGCCGAUGGCCUGAGCCUAGGGUCUAUGAUGAGGUCCCCUAUGAGAAGAUUCAGAACGAUGAGCCCAAGCAUCCAUCUGGGGCCCAAGUGAAGCGACAUGCCUCUUCCUGCAGUGAAAAGUCACUCCGUGUAGACACACAAGUCAAAAUAAAGCGCCAUGCUUCUAGUGCCAAUCAAUACAGGUAUGGGAAGAACCGGGCAGAGGAAGAUGCCCGGAGGUAUCUGGUAGAAAAGGAGAAGCUGGAGAGUGAGAAAGGUUUGAUCCGGAAUGAGCUAAUGACCUUACGAAAAGAGAAGAGGGCGCUAAAGGAGGCCUUGAAGAACAGUGCAGGGACAAGAGUAAAGGACCUAGAAGAGAAACUAGUGAUGCUAGAGGCCCAGUGCCGGGAGAAGGAGGAGAGGAGGAUUGACCUAGAGCUCAAGCUUGUGGCAGUGAAGGAGAGCCUGAAGCAAUCCCUGGCAGGAGGACCAGCUCUUGGUCUUACUGUGACCAGCCAAUCCAAGACUGGAGAAACAGCAAAUAAGCCUCCCAGCCUAGAACCCUCUCCUCCUGUCAACUGUACAUCGGAACUGAGGAAGAGGAGCCCAUCUAUCAAUGUUUCCAGCAAAGGGAAAGUGCUCCAGAAGGCCAAGGAAUGGGAAAUGAAGAAAACCUAAGAGGACCAUGAGAAAUAUAUCUUCUGGGAGAUAGCAGCUUCUCCAGCCCAUUUUUUCAGCCCCUUUUUCCUGAAGAGCCAGAGAAAAGUAACAGUUUGGGAGCACAUGAAGACCACCUUCAUUUUCUGUG